Messenger RNA from Antechinus flavipes (yellow-footed antechinus), 3843 nucleotides. It is a transcript of the gene CELF5, whose product is annotated as CUGBP Elav-like family member 5. Gene Ontology annotation, biological process: regulation of alternative mRNA splicing, via spliceosome; mRNA splice site recognition. Bases 119 to 1681 code for a protein of 520 amino acids. Lineage: Eukaryota; Metazoa; Chordata; Mammalia; Dasyuromorphia; Dasyuridae. Gene Ontology annotation, molecular function: mRNA binding. The record is from RefSeq and is a predicted model, not a curated record. Gene Ontology annotation, cellular component: cytoplasm; ribonucleoprotein complex; nucleus. The transcript has 15 exons.
GAGCGCUUCUUUUGUGGUCCUGAUGCUGCCGCUGGCCUGAGAGCGAGAGCUUCCUCUCCAGCUGAGAGCUUUUCUCCUCCGUUCAUUUGCUCUUAUCCAACCUGUGUCGGUCUCGGGCAUGGCCAGAUUGACGGAGAGCGAGGCGAGGCGGCAGCAGCAGCAGCAACUCCUGCAGUCCAGAGCCUCCCCCAUGAGCAGCGGCCCCGAGCCCCCAGUCCAGCCGGACAGCAUGAAGGACCUGGACGCGAUCAAGCUCUUCGUUGGCCAGAUCCCCCGCAACCUGGAGGAGAAGGACCUCAAGCCCCUCUUCGAGCAAUUCGGCAAGAUCUACGAGCUGACGGUGCUCAAAGACCGCUACACCGGCAUGCACAAAGGGUGUGCUUUCCUCACCUAUUGCGCCCGGGAUUCCGCCAUCAAGGCCCAGACUGCUCUGCACGAACAAAAGACUCUUCCUGGGAUGGCGCGGCCAAUCCAGGUGAAACCUGCGGACAGCGAGAGCCGUGGAGGGGACCGGAAGCUCUUCGUGGGCAUGCUGAACAAGCAGCAGUCCGAGGAGGAUGUUCUUCGGCUUUUCCAGCCCUUUGGGGUGAUCGACGAGUGUACAGUGCUCCGGGGCCCCGAUGGGAAUAGUAAAGGCUGCGCCUUUGUGAAGUUCUCGUCACACACGGAAGCCCAGGCUGCCAUCCAUGCCCUCCAUGGCAGCCAGACAAUGCCAGGCGCCUCCUCCAGCCUGGUAGUGAAGUUCGCGGACACAGACAAGGAGAGGACCCUUCGGAGAAUGCAGCAGAUGGUGGGCCAGCUGGGCAUCUUCACGCCAUCCCUUACACUGCCCUUCAGCCCCUACAGUGCCUAUGCGCAGGCUCUCAUGCAGCAGCAGACCACAGUGCUGUCCACCUCCCACGGCAGCUACCUGAGCCCCGGGGUGGCCUUCUCCCCCUGCCACAUCCAGCAGAUUGGCGCCGUGAGUCUCAAUGGGAUUCCGGCCACGCCCAUCGCCCCGGCGUCUGGGCUGCACUCGCCACCACUCCUCGGCACAGCAGCCGUGCCGGGUCUUGUCACCCCCAUCACCAACGGCUUCGCGGGUGUGGUGCCUUUCCCCGGGGGGCAUCCAGCCUUAGAAACUGUAUACGCCAAUGGCCUUGUGCCCUACCCAGCUCAGAGUCCCUCAAUGGCUGAGACCCUCCACCCAGCAUUCUCAGGAGUCCAGCAGUACACAGCGAUGUAUCCAACUGCGGCCAUCACUCCCAUUGCCCACAGUGUUCCACAGCCUCCGCCCAUCAUCCAGCAGCAGCAGCAGCGAGAAGCAAAACCUAAAAUCCAGAGCAUAACGCUGACCCAGUGCCUUCCAGUAGCAGGAUGUCCCGAAGGCUGUAACCUGUUUAUCUACCACCUCCCCCAGGAGUUUGGAGACAGCGAGCUGAUGCAAAUGUUCCUGCCUUUCGGCAACAUCAUCUCCUCCAAGGUGUUCAUGGACAGAGCCACCAACCAGAGCAAGUGCUUCGAUGAGGAAACUGAGGCAGAGAUCAAGUAUCUUGACCAGGAUGACACAGCUAGUUUUGUGAGCUUUGACAACCCAUCCAGUGCCCAGACGGCCAUCCAGGCUAUGAAUGGCUUUCAGAUUGGCAUGAAGAGAUUGAAGGUCCAGUUGAAGAGGCCCAAGGAUGCCAGCCACCCUUACUGACAGAACCUACAGCACAGGUGAGGGGCAAAUCCAGAGGACGGUUUGCAGCUUCAAAUAGAUCCAGGAGAUUCCAGUAAAUUACAAACUGUUUUUGACACCAGCCCUCCCCUUCCUAUCCCCCUGCAAUACCCCACCCCCCCAAAAAUGUGAAACAUUGGAGAGGAACGCAGCUUUGGAAGGCAACGGCAAGGGGAUCCUUCCCAUGGGGGGCUCCAACAAUGUCCUGGGGACCAGAACAUGGCCCCUUGGGGACCAAGGAUUCUCCACCCUGAAAGGACACAGGGAAAGAGUGAAGCAUUGUGGACCAGAAAGUUCAUUGUUGUGUCUCUAGGUCACCAUGACAACUCUCAGAACUUUGAAACUCACCCUUUCACAUAUAUAUACAUAUAUAUAUAUACAGUAUAUAUUUUUUUUAAGUAAAUCACAGGACCAAACUUUGCAGAGACUUCUGCCUGUGGGAGAAGGAUUACGUCAUCUCAACAGGAACUUAACGAGCCCAGAACAUUAUCAGAGUGAAAAACGGAAGGGGAGCAAGAAUCAAGCACCCUCUCGGUCUCUCUCUGCUUAGUAUUAGGUUCGGGCUUUUGGAGAAGCAAGGAUGGAAAGUGCUCCAACACUAUAUACCUCCAGGAUCUUGUUACCAUGGCGGCAACUGGAUGAACCACUGAAGAAUCUUUGGAUGGCCUUCAGGCCAGCUUGGUUAGGCAAGCUUGAGUCCUUGGAGGGCCAGCGGGCCCAUGGAUUUGAGACUCUGGCUCAAUCCCAUCCCCAUAGGAAUUCCCUUGCACCUGGGUUUAGGCACAAAAAUUACCUAUGACUCUUCCCACCCCAACCCUCUUCCCUGCUCACACCUUUGUCUUCCCCAACAUCUUCAUCUUCAUAGCCUUAUCCUGUUCAGCCCUUGGGUUCCAUCUUUCUUCUGGGGGGUGCUGGGGAGGAGGGAAUUAAGGGACUAUAUCCCACCCACCCACCUCCCCACCCCCUGGCAGCUGCCUCCUGCCUCUGAAUAUACCAGCCCAGAAACCAAUCCCCCGUUUUACUGAGGGGGUCAAGAAUAAAGAAAACUAGACUCCUUGGUGUUCAGCUGGUCCAAACUCUGAUUGACCAAGCACACCCUUGGGACGAUAUUUUCUCCAAGAAUGUUUAACAGAAAAGGAAACUCUCUGGUCACCAACUUGGUCCUUGUCUGAGCUGGUGCCAGAAUGAAGGGGCAAAACAGAUUUCCCCAAGAAUACGGAGGCAGCCCGCGUGUAUCUAUCCACAUAUGUCUCUUCUCUCCAUAUAGAUUCCCAUACUUUAAGCACAGAACCAAGUUCAAAGCUUGGUUAGUAUCAUUCCCAAACAAGGGGAUGAUCCAGCUAAGAUACGUAACAAUUGGACCACUUGAAAAUAGCCCCUUUCAUUUCUACCAAAAGACCCUAAAAGGAAAAACAAAAAAACAAAAAACAAAAACCAUCUUCUGAACUUGUUUCAAGAUUCCAGAGUUUGAUAAUGUACCAAGAACAUUCCUAUUGGUGUGUGUGUGUCCGUGCAUUUGUGUGCGUGUGCGUGCCGGAGUGCGUAAGCGUUUGUAGGUAGCGCAUUGGCGGGAGAAAAAGAGCAAAAUGAGGGCGGGAGAAGUCGCUCUUCGAGGGGGAAGACGGGGGCUGUUGCCCGGCUUCUCUUGGACCUCAAGGUGCCACAUCAUGCUCUGCCCUCCUCAGGCCGCCUCCCCCAUGCUCCUCAGACCCCCCUUCGAGAGUGUGGUGGAGUGGCGGUGUGGCUCUGCGGCCACUGGCCGGUGGCCGGCGUGAGUGAGCGUGCGCGUGAGGCUUGCAGGAGUGGGAGUCGCGUGUUUCUAUAGUCCAUGUUUACUGGUUGUAAAUACCAUUUUUAUACCUGACAUCUAUUACGUACGUGAUUUGUACCUUAUUUCUGCUACAAGUAAUUUCAUGAAGUUUGAACUUAUCUAAUUUUAAACAAACGAACAAAAAAAGACUUUGGGAAAUUUUCAGUUAAUCUGAUUUGAAUUCUGUGUCAAAGAUCAAGUUUCUUCUACCAGAGUGAACUAUGUGACUGUCAAAUGUUACAGGUAAGAACAACCAUCGUCUUAAUGUCCAAAACUCCUCUCUCUGGUCUAAAGAACCUAAAUUUAUUUAAUAAAAGUUUUACUUGCUAAAGGA